AUGGCAUUCGACCCGACAGAGCAUCCGCAUAGAAGGUUCAACCCGCUGCUAGACGAAUGGGUUCUAGUUUCGCCGCAUAGAAUGAAGCGACCAUGGAGCGGCCAAGUCGACCCGCCAGAGAUGGACGAUGUUCCUGAAUACGAUCCGAAAAAUCCCCUCUGUCCUGGAAAUACGAGAUCGAACGGAGAAAAGAACCCGGAAUACGAAACAACUUUCGUCUUUCCCAACGAUUUCCCUGCUAUUCUUACGGAUACGCCUGAGCCUCCCAAGGAUGAGAAGCCAAAACUGUUCAGAAGCGCCCCCGUCCGCGGCGAAUGCAAAGUCAUCUGUUUCCAUCCAAAAACAAACGUCACUUUGGCCAAAAUGAAGACGGAAGAGCUCAACCAAGUUGUGGACGCCUGGGUUGAGCAAGCAACGAAUCUCGAAAAGUACAAAUGGGUGCAGAUCUUUGAAAAUCGAGGGAAAAUGAUGGGCUGCUCGAAUCCACAUCCGCAUUGUCAGAUUUGGGCGACUGAUGUUUUACCAACGCUCCCAGAAAAAGCUGAUAAUUCGCAAAGAAAAUAUUUCAAGGAAGAAAACACGCCGAUGCUUGACGAUUACUGCAAAGAAGAGCUCUCUCGUCGCGAAAGAAUCGUAGUCGAAAACGAUCACUGGCUAGUGGUCGUUCCUUACUGGGCGACUUGGCCUUACCAGACGCUUGUUUUGCCCAAGUUUCCGAUGAAACGAAUUCAGGAACUUGGAGCAUCUGAAAGAGCGGAGGAGAAGAUUUCCUUUGGAAACAUUAUCAAUCAGUUGACAAUCAAGUACGACAAUCUUUUCAAAUGCAACUUUCCGUACUCCGGCGGAUUUUAUUCUGCGCCCAACGGAUCUGAAGACGAUGCUCAUUGGACAUUCCACGGGCACUUUUACCCGCCACUCCUGAGAUCCGCUUCUGUUAGAAAAUUCAUGGUCGGUUUCGAAAUGCUCGGAAUGCCACAGCGCGAUCUCACAGCUGAGCAAGCGGCCAAAACCCUUCGCGAUUUGCCACAAGUUCAUUAUACAACGCAACAAUGA
Messenger RNA from Oikopleura dioica, 1053 nucleotides. Lineage: Eukaryota; Metazoa; Chordata; Appendicularia; Copelata; Oikopleuridae. The record is from the annotation of a GenBank genome assembly.